CAGUGGCGUAGUCGACACCAACCAUCAACCUCAUGCCAUCGUUAACCAGAUCUUCAUCUCGAUUCUUUACUGGCCCAACGACGCUCGUGAUGCUUCCACAAUGAGAACGCAAAUUCCAGUUCGCAUCGCCUACUACCAUCAGAGCAAGUAUGGACGACGUUGACGCCUUACUCGACCGCGUCCAUGACCUCUCCGACCUGGAAUUGGCUGUGUUGCUGAGUUUGAUAGCCGACCAACAUUGCUUAAUUGAAUCUGAUGAUGACAUCCAGGACGAUGUUGCCGCUGAACUUGGCUUGAUUGUAUCGGAUGUCUUUAAGUUCUCCCACAUCAUCCUAGAACGAGAUGAUCUACAGUCAGUGGACAAAUUUGGUGAACUCAUCCUAGAUGAGCACACUGAUUUCGAAGACACCAUAAACGGUGGGGACAGUGGGUUCGACAGUAACAGCAACCUCCACACCCAAAUAGCCGCCAUCAAUUUCAAAGGCAAUGGCUCAAGUGUAGCAUCACAGCAGAAACUAGACACUCGCAAAGUCGUCAACGUUAUCAUCGCCAAAGACUUCAAUCUCGCUUCAGAAGCCAUUCAAAUCCAAAUGCUCGAGCUCAUUCGGAGUAAACGCGUCUUCAGUCGCACUACCGUCCAUGCAGCACCAAAGGAAUUCCUAUUUCUUCCUCUAGUCGCUACCUCUACUAAAGAUGUCAAACUAACCAAACACCUGAAUGAUCGAAUCUUCAUCUCCCAUCGCCACCAACUCGAAGAUGGAUUUCUCCACCUCGAGGAGCUUGACGCCCAUGCUGAAGAACAAAACUUCGACCACACAUUGGGGCGAUCUCCCAGUGCAAGGAGCCAGCAAAUGCUCUCGAAUCGCCGGAUCGAUAGCUCGAUGAUCGAAUAUCUACGCGAUCAAGGCCACCAAACCACCGUAACGACCGAAAUCCGACGAUAUCUCCAAGAUAUAGUAGUAUUCCUACGCAUGGAAAGAAGCGUCGAUGGCGGUAUCUCACCAUUUGCCACGACGCAACUGCUUUCACUAGCCAAAUAUCUGGCCCCCUUGCACGGCAUACACUAUGUCACCCCUUCGCUUGUGGCCUUGGCCGCCAGAAAAGUCUAUUCGCAUCGUAUCAUCAUGGCUACUCCCCAGCGGGAACGAAGUACCCAGUAUGGUACGAGUCUGGUUGCAGCACAGGAGAUCCUCGAAGGUCUUGAUCCUCAGAAAGUCAUUGAUAAUGUCUUGGGAUCGGUCCGUUGUCCGGCUUGAUGCGACAUCUGUCUAUCUAGGGUUGCUCUCUUGCAGUGGCUUAGGUGGUUCAGACUUCCAUCGCACAGGCCGUAACUGCAAGCAGCCUUGGAUCGACCUUGAUUGAAGUUCACUGGAACAAAUCAUUACUCUCCAGAGUCAUGGGACAUUUACCACGUGUCAGAACUGGUGUAAUAUACUAAUUGUGACUAGGCUAGAUGCAUUAAUCUAACAUGUGGCAGACCAAAAGUGCUCAAAUGGCAUGAAACGCUCAAACCGUGCUUUUCCUCAGGCUCAUGUGUCACCAUGCCUACACUGGGUGCACAAUGCAUGAAGAGGCCAGCGAUCGAGAAACAAAGCUUUGCCCAUCAAAUUUAAACGAACAGAGGUCACCAAUUCCAAAAAGUGCCCUUUUCAUCGUCAAGACGCUGAUGCCUGACUUGCGUUGACAACCUCAGGAAUGCCAGGAACCACUGGGUGUCGGGCUUCCGUUCUUCCAGCACUUCCAUCAAACACAAAAGGGCCAGCGUUAUUCCUAGGCGUCAAUGGUCCUUCUCCUGCCGGCGUGUGAUCGAUAUCGGGUGUCUGCGUCCUCGUUCGCUGCUGGUCUAGUUGAACAUGGGAAUCAUCUGGUUCUAGCCGCUCGGGAAGAUCAAUGUUACCAUUCAUGGCCUGUACCUCGGGAGAGACCGGGUUUGUGGCUUGUCGGCGAGCAAGAAGACCACUCCCGCGCAUGGACGUGGGAGAAUUGGACAAUUCAUUCGCGACAGCAGGUGGGGAGUUGGGAUUUUGUGUGAGACCGUUAGAUAAAGAGGUCCGCAAUGCGUCGAUAGAGGUAGCCGUGGCCGGCAAGGCCGCUUCUGGGGGUUCUGUGGCUUGUCCAUCCGCGGAUGCAUCCUCCGUUUCGGUCGUAUCAACGUUGUUUGAAGCAUUGACUGCCGCUAGACGAUCCGAAUCAUCCUCAUUACCAUCCAUCCAUUCAUCGAUGUCGGACUGAGCAACAUCCACAUCCGCUGCGAGAUCUGAAUAUGCUCUGCAAUUGGGACACUGGAAUUGGGGAUAUGUGCUAUUUCUGCCUUCCAACAUCGGCCGAAUGCAUUUGUAAUGCCAUACAUGAGCACAGGGGGCGACAAAAAGUGCUUGACAGGGCUACAGCGCCGGUUAGAUACGGGUCUGCGAGGUCAUAUUCAAGGAGACAUACCAGGACUGAUCCCAGGCAAAUACAACACUCGCUGCUGUUUGCAUCGGCAGAUGGUUCAUCCUUUGCCAAGCUCUGCAAUUGUUGAUGACGGCUCUUACUGCCCAGGCGUUAGCAUGUAGACAUAGUCCAGUUCGGGAGAGAACGCAC
Exophiala mesophila is the source of this 2583-nucleotide messenger RNA. RefSeq lists its product as uncharacterized. Bases 150 to 1256 code for a protein of 368 amino acids. The record is from RefSeq and is a predicted model, not a curated record. The transcript has 7 exons. Lineage: Eukaryota; Fungi; Ascomycota; Eurotiomycetes; Chaetothyriales; Herpotrichiellaceae.